UUGAUAAUCUGUGCAGCGCGCGAAGUCAAAAUAAAAUCGAAUCUCAAUUAGAGGUUAUGUGUAGACUGUUUUUAAGUGUUAUUCGUGUUCUUUUUAAUAUAAGAUUUACGUAAUUAUGGAUUGGAAUGAAAUUUUAUCAGGUGUGGAAGACUUAAAUGAUCCUACCCUUUACGAAAAAGUACUUAUUGCUAUUGAUGAUAUUUAUUGUGAAGAUGAAGACUUUAUGCAGUUGUUAAUAAGUAAACUUGAUAAUAUGAAUGUGACAUGGGAACAGCCAUGGUAUCAAACUUCCCUGUGCCUUACACGUUGUACAGUUACGAACUAUGAGGAUGAUGGAAAAUUAGAGAAAUUUCGAACAAGUCAUUUUACAAAACAAGAAUGUGAACAAAUAAAAGAGAACUGGGCUGAAUUUAUUAAGGAAUAUGAUGUACCCGACAUGUUACAAUCAUUUGCACGGUGGAAAAAUAGAGACUGUAAGAACCCUUCCUCGCCACAUGAAAAAGUUAGAAGAUUUGUUACUGCAUACUUAGCACAAGGCCUUGAAAGAAAUAUGCAUCAAGUUUAUCAGUAUGUUGUAAAACACUUUGGUACACCUGUUAAAGGAAACUAUUCUGAUGUUGAGAAAAAGUUAUUUAAUAUUUGUUUUUAUUUCACUGAAAAGGAUGCAGUGAAAAAACUGUCACUACUUCUUGGAAGAGAUCCUAGGGGUAUUUAUAAACAGCUUCGUCAAAUGUAUGAGGGUAAACCAGAGAAGAAAAAGUUAAAAUGGACUUUACCCUUAGCUACAAAAUUUUUAAACUUGCUUCUAAAAUAUUCAAACUGCUCCCUAGAAGAAUUGAAAUAUAAAAGGUUUGACAAAUCAGUUUGGCUUCAAUUGGAAAGUGAUAUGGACCAGCAAUACCAAUAUCUACAAAAGUUCUGGUAUAACUCACUACAUGUACAAAUUUUUGUAAAACAGGAUGUAAAAAUUAACAGGCUAAGGAAAAAGAUUAUUCGUGUAUUGAGAGACAGUCCAUAUGAAGUAUGGAGGGAUAUCUGUUGGAAAGAUUUGCCAAGGCAUUUUCCAGAUGGUUUUACUCAUACAUUUCUGUAUAAGAAUUUCACAUGUAUUUUAAUUGGAAAAACUGAUUAUUUGAAUCAACCAUUACAUGAAGUCUUAGAUUAUAUUUUACACAAAGUAAAUACCAGGAGAAGAAAUAGAAGAUUAAGAACUUUGUCAUAUGAAAAUGGAAAUCUUGAAUUGAUCAGUUACAAGGAUACCAAAAACAAUAAUAUAGAAGAUUGAUACA
Molecule: messenger RNA, 1289 nt
Organism: Papilio polytes (common Mormon)
Lineage: Eukaryota; Metazoa; Arthropoda; Insecta; Lepidoptera; Papilionidae
Exons: 5
Coding region: 116-1285 (389 amino acids)
Source: RefSeq, a predicted model, not a curated record